Molecule: messenger RNA, 330 nt
Organism: Mycena indigotica
Lineage: Eukaryota; Fungi; Basidiomycota; Agaricomycetes; Agaricales; Mycenaceae
Exons: 3
Coding region: 1-330 (109 amino acids)
Source: RefSeq, a predicted model, not a curated record
AUGUUCCCCCCUUCUCGACUUCUUCUCCCCCUUCGAAAACGUAGGCCGCCAGCCGAUGCUCUGCCAAUGCCUGUUCGUGAAGGCGCACUGAGAGUGGUACCGGGCCCACCCGCGCGGAAGGAGCAUGUUCUCCCUCGCUCGUCGGCCCUCCGUCCUGCCUCGUGUGCCCGUUUGAUGAGCGCUAUCGUCAUUGCAGACGCUGCCUCUGCGCUGUCUGCGCUGGUUCCUGGGAAGAUGGGAGGGCUGCUGGAGACGCUACGAGGGAUCGAACGGUCCAAAUGGCGGCGCUGGCCCGCCAACCCCAGCUUCCGCUUCCGCGCCACUUGCUGA